Molecule: messenger RNA, 768 nt
Organism: Lineus longissimus
Lineage: Eukaryota; Metazoa; Nemertea; Pilidiophora; Heteronemertea; Lineidae
Product: calmodulin-like
Exons: 5
Coding region: 46-525 (159 amino acids)
Cellular component (GO): myosin II complex
Molecular function (GO): enzyme regulator activity; calcium ion binding
Source: RefSeq, a predicted model, not a curated record
AUGAGAUGAUGAGUAGGUCUACCCAAAUAACACGUUGGACAAACCAUGCCUGUGGAUAUGGGAAACAUGUACUUUCUGGCCGAUCAACUCUCAGAAGAACAGAUUGCUGAAUUUAAGGAGGCUUUCUCCCUAUUCGACAAAGACGGCGAUGGCACCAUCACCACGAAAGAGUUGGGAACCGUCAUGAGGUCUUUGGGUCAGAAUCCCACAGAAGCUGAACUGCAGGACAUGAUCAAUGAGGUCGACACAGACGGUAAUGGUACAAUCGACUUCCCCGAGUUUCUCACCAUGAUGUCGAAGAAGAUGAAGAACCAGGACACAGAGGACGAGCUCCGCGAGGCAUUCAGGGUGUUCGAUAAGGACGGCAACGGCUUCAUCAGCGCUGCCGAGCUCAGGCAUGUUAUGACCAACUUGGGGGAGAAACUGACGGAUGCGGAGGUAGAUGAGAUGGUUAGGGAAGCUGAUAUUGAUGGAGAUGGCCAGGUCAAUUAUGAAGAAUUCGUGAAAAUGAUGACGGCGAAGUAAGUUGUCCGAAAACCGCGUCACACACGGAUGUGCAAGUUAUACCAUGAAAACAUUCUCAUCAAAAGUCAUUUGCCCGAAGUUCAAUUUGAAAUUGUGGAGUUCAUUUGAUGCCGAUUUCCAAGAAUCGUGAUAUUGGAGGACUGUCAUUGUCAGCGACAACAAAUACGUACACAUCCAAAAUACCCUUAGGGGUUUCGAUAAUGCGCUUUUCAGAGAAAUGGGUCAAGAAUAUCAAUGAACUGU